AUGGCGGACUUCCCGAAACUACCACGUGUGAAGGUAGAUGAUGAGAAUAUGGAGAAGAUACACUGUGGAGCGAGGAAGGGGCAGACAGAGGAGGUAAAGCGACUGGUAGAGCAGGGCGUCGACCCUGCCAUCCCGAACAAAUUCGGCUGCACCGCCCUCCAUCUGGCGUGCAAGUUUGGGCAGCUGGAGACGGCGAAGUUUCUUGCCACCAUUUGCGACGCACACGGGUCGUGGCACGGGCAGAGACCGCUGCACCUCGCUGUGCUUGCAAACAAUGUGGAACUUGUGGAGGCGCUCGUGGCGGGGGCGAAGGACCGUGGCCGCAGUGUGGAAAUCAUGCUGAACGAACACGAUGACUUUCCCGUGGAUGAGAUUGGCGUCCACCAGAAGCACACGGAUGGACAAACGGCGCUGCAUUGGUGCGUGGCGCUGGGUGAGGACUACACACCGAUGUUGAAGGUUCUUCUUAAGCUUGGCGCCUCUCCAACGACAAAGAACAAGGAGAACGUGACGUCGUUGAUGUACGCCAUUGAGUUUAAGAAUGAAGAAGCGAUGGAGCUGAUGCUGUCAGGUGUGAAACCGCAACAGCUGCGGCUUGACUACCAGGAUAAGGAAGGUAACUCACACCUACACUACGCCAUCCUCUUCAACCGCGAAGAUUAUGCCAUGCGUUUCGUAGAAAUGGGACACGGUCUGGAGAUUGAGGAUGACCACCAUGUAACACCACUUUUUCUUGCGCUCCGGGCCGCGAUGCCGCAACUCCUGGCAUAUGUGUUGCAGAAUGUGGACCCCUUCUCCGUACAGCAAGCCCCUUUCCACAACGGCUCGACGGUGAUGACAGAGCGCAUUCAGUGGCUGCCCUUUGCAACUGACGAGCACGCGCAAACCGAGUGUGUCAAGCUAUUCCAGAAGCGGCUAGACGAAGUAAGCUUCAAGCCGGAGGCGACCGAAAAGAAAAAGAAGUCGAAGCCGACAUUGAAGAAGAUGAGUUUGGCACCUUCCGCUCCGGUUCGGAGCCGAAGCAUCGGAAACACCGCGGCGGCGCGGAACCGGAGCCGAAGCGUUGGAAACCGCGGACCUGCAAAGUAG
Trypanosoma grayi is the source of this 1089-nucleotide messenger RNA. RefSeq names its product ankyrin. NCBI's taxonomy places the organism in Eukaryota, Euglenozoa, Kinetoplastea, Trypanosomatida, Trypanosomatidae. The transcript has a single exon. The coding region runs from base 1 to 1089 and encodes 362 amino acids. The record is from RefSeq and is a predicted model, not a curated record. Gene Ontology annotation, molecular function: protein binding.